This is a messenger RNA of Microcebus murinus (gray mouse lemur), 5075 nucleotides long. The record is from RefSeq and is a predicted model, not a curated record. NCBI's taxonomy places the organism in Eukaryota, Metazoa, Chordata, Mammalia, Primates, Cheirogaleidae.
GGCUUCCCGGAGCUGGCCGCGCCGCUGCCUCCGUCGCCUGCGAGCCCUGGCGCCGCCGCGGCCGCGGCGCGAGUAGCAGAGUGAGGCGGCGGCUGCGCCCCGCACCAUGGAAGGCAGCACGGCCCCAGCCAGGGUCGUCACCAACCUCUGCCACCGCCCGCGCCGCAUCUGCCAGCUCCCAUUGCGGCUCUCUGGGCGCCGUCCCCUCCUCACCUCUAAGGCAACAUGAAGGACACCCGGGGCGACGGCGGGGGCAACCCCUUCUGCGUCCGCCUCAACUACUCCUACCCGGGCAUGUGGGCGCCCGAGCGGUCCGCGGAGGCUGGGGGCAACCUCACGCGCCCUCCAGGGCUGGGCGAGGAUUGCGGGUCGGUGUCCGUGGCUUUUCCGAUCACCAUGCUGAUCACCGGCUUCGUGGGAAACGCGCUGGCCAUGCUGCUCGUGUCGCGGAGCUACCGGCGCCGGGAGAGCAAGCGCAAGAAGUCGUUCCUGCUGUGCAUCGGCUGGCUAGCGCUCACCGACCUGGUCGGGCAGCUGCUCACCAGCCCGGUGGUCAUCGUCGUGUACUUGUCCAAGCAGCGCUGGGAGCAGCUCGACCCGUCGGGGCGGCUCUGCACCUUCUUUGGUCUGACCAUGACUGUUUUUGGACUUUCCUCGCUCUUCAUUGCCAGCGCCAUGGCCGUCGAGCGGGCGCUGGCCAUCCGGGCGCCGCACUGGUACGCGAGCCACAUGAAGACGCGCGCCACCCGCGUCGUGCUGCUCGGCGUGUGGCUGGCGGUGCUCGCCUUCGCCCUGUUGCCGGUACUGGGCGUGGGCCAGUACACCAUCCAGUGGCCCGGGACGUGGUGCUUCAUCAGCACCGGGCCAGGGGGCAAUGGGACUGGCUCUCCGCACAACUGGGGCAACCUCUUCUUCGCCUCCACCUUUUCCUUCCUGGGGCUCUUGGCGCUGGCCGUCACCUUUGCCUGCAACCUGGCUACCAUUAAGGCCCUGAUGUCCCGCUGCCGGGCCAAGGCCACGGCUUCUCAGUCCAGUGCCCAGUGGGGCAGGAUCACGACCGAGACAGCGAUUCAGCUCAUGGGGAUCAUGUGCGUGCUGUCGGUCUGCUGGUCACCGCUACUGAUAAUGAUGUUGAAAAUGAUCUUCAAUCAGACAUCAGUUGAGCACUGCAAGACAAACACGGAGAAGCACAAAGAAUGCAACUUCUUCUUAAUAGCUGUUCGUCUGGCUUCACUGAACCAGAUCUUGGAUCCCUGGGUUUAUCUCCUGUUACGAAAGAUCCUUCUUCGAAAGUUUUGCCAGAUCAGGUACCACACAAACAACUAUGCAUCCAGCUCCACCUCCUUACCCCACCAGUGUUCCUCAACCUUGAUGUGGAGCGACCAUUUGGAAAGGUGUACUGUUCUUCCUACAGUGCAGUGGGAUGUAAGAUUUGCUACAAUGAUAUUCCAAUUCAUAAGACAAUGUGAUAUAGUAAUAGAAACAUGGGUUUUAGAAUCAAACUUGGAUUUAAAUCUGGCUGUGCCACUCACAAGCACUGUGACCUUGAGAAAGUUAAUUAGUUGCACUGAAUCUCAGUGAAUUAAUCUAUAAACUGAAGAUAAUAAUACUUAUUAUUGUAAAGUGUAAAGUGAAUGUAACACAAUAGAUAUUCAGAAAGUAUUAACUGAUUAAUACUUUAUUCAGACUUAUCCCCAACUAUAUGUGUCUCAAUUUCAACUAUAAAGUGGCUUCCCGACUGUGUAGGUUUAAAUGUCAUGGACAGAAUUAAAUCCAAAUGCCUGGAUGCUAUUCUUGUUUAUAAAACUGCAUGAUUAUUUUUGCCCAUGCAAAACCUACCCACCUCCCACUUGUUCAAAUCUUACUCUGUCCCUAAGGCCUUGAUCAAUUGAGGAUCUUUGUUCUCUUCUUUUCUUUAUCCCCAACUUAGAAGUUACACAUUAUUUAUUUUGAUUAUUAUAUUAUUUUAAAAAUAUUUUCAUUGUGUAUGUCUUUUACCCUUGUCAAAACUCUAAUUCAUGGUGGAUAGAACCCGUUUCUUAUAUUUUCUUCAUAGAUCUCUUAGCCCUACCAUAGUGUUUGACACCAAGAAAGAUGCUACUUAUUUAGUAAAUUAUCACCAAAGGUAACAUUUAUAUACAAGAUUAUCAGCUGAAAAUUUAAAUGAAUGUGACAGAAAUUAUUUCCUUGUUGUUGUUUAAGAUGGCAAAUUUUAUGUUAAGCUUUUCUGAUUUAAAAAUGUCUAUAUCCAGGCAGAAUAAUCACAUGCAGUUUUGUAUAGUAAUGUUUAUUAAAGCUCUUCUUGUAAGAGUAAUAAUUAAUAAAAUAAUUGAAAUAAUUUUUUAAAUAACCACUAUUUGGCAAAGACAUUUUUUGUAAAAUAAGGAAUGAUCUUAUUCCAAUUAGUUUGAAUUCUAAGGGAGGGAAAGUAUAUGUCAGUAUAAAAUACCUAUGAAACUGUUUUUAAAAACAGACUUUAGUUUUUAAAGCACUUUUAGAUUCACAGCAAAACUGAGUGGAAGAUACAGAGGAUACUUCUCUUUAGAAUCCAUAGAAAUGUAUCCAUUGCAUACUAUCUUCACUUAAAAUAAUAAAUUCUGUUAUAUAUGUAUGUGCUCAAAUAUUCUGGAUCAUGAUUCAGCAACACACUUAGUGAUUUUUGACAAGUACUUUUAUCUUCAUUUUUGUUAUUAUCUUUAGUAAGCACAGAUUCUGAUCAUUAUGUAAUGCUAUUCUAAUGAGGACAAAACUAAACCUCAAAAUAAAAUAAGUUCCUUAGGAACUCUGCCAAAAAAUGUUAUAGGUGGAGAAAUGGUGCUUGAUCCACAGUUUAAUGUUAAUUAUAGUAACUACUGGAAAGCUCUAUGAGAUAAAUAUGCAAAGCAAUAUGUAACAUUAAUAUGUUUUAUAAGUGGGCUGUAUAGACAUGGUUCCUGACUCUCUCUCUAUAUAUAUAUGUAUUUUUAUUAUUUCAUAUACAUAUAUUAUAUGUAAUUUUAGACCUAUGGCUUUUGCAUUGGAAGAAAUGAACUCCUGCCUACUCUAACACCCAAACUCUAACACCAUCCAGUUGCAGCACCAGUGCUUUCGUUCAGCCCUAGUGCAACCUAAUGUGAAAGAAAACAAACAAAUAAACAAACAAAAAACCCAACUGUGCUGUUCCCAAGAGAGGCUGGGGCAGGGUAAUGUGAAGAGGCAUGCCAAGCCAUGCCGAGAUGUUAGAACCAAAGAGAACAGGAAAUAUUAGGUUUAGAAGAUUGGGUUUUCAUCAGAAUUCCAUCCAAAUUCUUACAAGUGGGGAAGAGAAAAGUAGUCAUUAUCUUUCACAUGUACGUGUAUGUGUGUGUAUGUGUCUGUGUCCUACGCUUAUUUACAAAAUAAGUCCACAAAAUAUAUGAAAAUUCAGACAGAGUUGAAUUGGCAUGACUUUUUACUUUCUACAAGAAAAGCUUUUAAAAAUUAAAAAAACAGUGAAACAAAGGCUAUGAGGAAAUGAUAUAAACUAAGAGAUAGUUUUGUUUUUCAACGUCCUCAUUUUUUUAACGGCCUCAAUAGUUAGAAACACAUUUAAAAGAAAUUUGUUCAGAUAAAUGUCAUUAUAUAGGUAUCUUAAAGAUAUGUAUACAAUAUAUCUUGUCAUACUUUUAGUUACUAUGACUACUUAAAUAUUUAAUUUCUGUCUUAAAAUAUUUGUACUCAUAUUUUUUGGUAAUCCAGGAUUUUACUGAAUAUUUUGUUAAUUCAAAAUAUCUCUAGGCUCAUCCUAUGGAUAAAAGUGUUUCUUCAUUUCUCUUUAUUUUCAUUAGCUGAAAUGAUUUUUGCAUACAAAAAUAAUUUGUACAAUAUAUAUUUUUGAGAGCUUUUGUAGUUUUAAAAAAAAAUACUAAACCACAUUGUAAGCUCCUUGUGGGCAGGACCUGUACUUUAUAUAUCUCUUGUAUCUACAGAGCCUAGCACAGUCAGUGCUAAGCACAUAAAAAUUGCCCAAUAAAAACUUGGUGGAUAGCCUAAGUGACCAGACUGCAAUAUAUAUGAGUGAUGCUUAAGACAAUUGGGUGAUGUCACACUAUGGGUAAGGGUGGCAUUUAGUUGGUAGUUGAUUCUCUAUUUACUUUUCCUUUUUGAUAUGUACUAUUUUGGUCAGUCUUCAAAUUUGAGUAGUAUAAGGAAGUCUCUUUCAGACUUCUUAAAGAAAACAAUUAUAAAUACUUUUUGAAUAUGGGAUGGUUGCUAUUAGAAAAAAAAUGAGAGAAAUAUAAGCUUAUGUAUAAAAUAUCUUGUUUUAUAGCCAGCUAUCUAGCUGACUAUUUCUUACCUUGGCAUGUGAGCUGAAUUUUAACUCUACACCUACAGGCAAAUGAAGAUAUUACAGAAGAUAGAUAGCCUGCAAAAUAAAAGGAACAUAAUAUGCAUAUAUGAGGACAUGACAAAAUAUACAUUUUACUAUUACUUUGAGAAAAAGUAUAGUAUUUUCAUAAAUAAGGACAUCAGAGCCUUAGUAAGUGAUAACAGUCUUUAGUUUAAGUCUUAAUGAAAGUUGGUGAUUGCUGAUUAUGGUUUUAAUCAAAGUUUAUUGAUUAACUUAUAACUCAGAUGGCAAAUCUCUUUAAAUGCCAUGGAAUUACAUAAAAAAUACUUAUGGAGCAUUCCUUUGAGAAAAUAAUAAAAUGUAAAAUUGCAGGUACACAUAAAAAUCUGAGAACUUAACUACUAAGCAGAAAUACGAUGGCCCAAGAAGAGUGUAAGAAAAUACACACUAAAAAAAACACAAUGCUAUUAAAAAUACAGCAUAAAAGCAAAGGGUACUAAUAAAAAUGAAAAAUAAAACAGUGGAAUGUAAAUUUGUUAUAAGAGUGGACAAAGUAUAGCUUAGUAGUAGAUGCUCUGUGAAUACUUACUGCAGGGAGAUGCUGCCACUGCUGGUAAACAAUAAGAAAUAGGUUUUCAAGCAAAAUUAGGUAAAUGUCAAACUAGAAAAAUGUGGGUGGAAUGGGGAAAGGGUAGUAAUAUAUUUAUUUAUUUAUUUAUUUAUUUAUUUGCUUCUAUUUUUAUUAUUAUGUAAUAUUUUACAUAUU